AUGCCGUUGAGUUCGGAGCGCCCCAAUGUCCGUCUCUCACCCAACCUGGUGCAUCGAGACCAUCAAAUCUUCCACAACGAUGACUCCCGAGAGAUCCACGUGGUCGAAAACAUCGUCUCGAGUCCGUCAGGAAAUGACGAUGUCGCAGACGAAGGGCGAAAUAACGCCUCGCUUGCUGAAGCUUUGGAAUCCCACAGCCCGUUCAAUCGUCAUCGAGCUUUUUAUGCCGGGGAUCCGCAGGGCGUUGUCCAAUCCGUCAUGGCUAUCUGUGCCGAUCAAGACCCGGAACCGCAAGGGAUCAGACCUGUUGUGCACCAUCAACGCAACGCGCCGAAGCCGAAGAAGGCGUGGCAGACCAACGACCUCAUCUACCUCCAGAGCAAGGGAGUCUUUGACCUACCCUCGGCAGAGGUCUGUGAUGCCCUGGUCCAGAAGUACUUUGAGCACGUCCACCCUCUGCUGCCUGUCAUUGACGCCGGCCACUUCUUGUCUCAAUACGCCCGCAACGGGGCGACAGCCAUGAAUCUGCUCUUACUGUGGAGUGUUCUCCUUGCUGCUGCAAACUUUGCCACUCCGGAAGAUUUGCAGACGGCGGGUUAUCCUUCAAGGAAAGCGAUGAAGCGUGCACUAUACGCCAGGGCCAAGGUAGGAGGAACCCUGAACAGGGGAGGUGGGAGAGUGCUCACCAUCUCGAGACAGGCAUUGUACGACAGCGACUACGAGGACGACAAGGUGUGCGUGGUCCAAUCCGUGACGCUGCUGGGCUUCUGGUACUCGGAUCCCGAAGACCGAAGUGGGCCGUGGCACUGGAUGGGCAUCGCCAUCGGUCUUUGUCAAGUCAUGGGACUCUACCGCACGCCGCGGUCGGGCUCACUAAGUCCAUAUGCCACUCUUCGGUCACGUCUUUUUCGCCGGAUCUGGUGGUCGUGCUUCAUGAGAGAUCGUUGGCUGUGCCUGGGCCUGGGACGGCCGAUGCGCAUCAACCUCGAGGACUGUCAGGUGCAAAUGCCCGAGCCCGACGACAUCACCAUGGAGCUGGGCGACCUGGACCCAGACGUCGCCACCAAGUACCUCCCCGCCGCGAUGCCAGAGCACGCGGAAAUCUGGGUGCGGUUGAUCCAUCUGAGUGUGGUCCUGGGUAAGAUUCUCCGGCAAAACACACGACCGCCUUUCGACCCCAAUGGCUUUCGGUCGUGCGAGACCGACUUGGAAAACUGCCGGUCAUCGGCACGAGGUCUGGACCAUCAGAACGAAUUUUCCGUGGCGUCCUUGAACGAGUUCCAGUUUGAACUUCUGAGACAAGCGGUCAUCAUCGUGCUACAUCGGUCGAGGAUAAAUUUCCGAGAUCCGCCCGACAGCGUCAAGACACCUGAACAGGUAGAGUCGCUCCGCAAGGCUCGCUCGGCGGCGGUCCGAAUUAAUCACCUUGUCGAAAUGUUGAUCGAACAGGACAUGGUCCAGUAUUUGAGGCCGAUGAAGUUGACCCUGACGGGCGGGCGGACGCACCGCAGCCUCACGGCCAUCAUCACGGCCAUGCAGAUUCAUCUCUACGAGUGCCGGUCCAGCCGACCACUGAUCCACAACCUGGCCUGGUCCAAGCUGGAAGUGUGCAUGAUGGUCGUGUCGGAGCUACGCGAGACGUACUGGGGCGCCAACUUUGCCUUUAAGCUCUUUGAGGUGGCAAAGGCCAUGUUGCAGAAGCGGUCCCAUCAUCGCCAUCACCACCACCACCACCACCACAGCGGCGGGGGCAGCAGUGACCUGGUGGGAUCGUCACUAACAACGACCACCAUCGCCACGAGACAUAAGGCCGCCGCCAAUGACAACGUCCACGACGAUGAGACGGCUUUGAACACGGACGGCUUGCUGGAUGAGGGAGACGCGCUGGAUUGGUUCAACGACCCAUUCCUCUCGACCGGCCCGUGGGCCAUGGACACGUCUGCCUUUGACUUUGGCGAGUCCUACAUGAAUCCUCUUGAUCUUCAGCCCGCCACAGCCUCUGCCGCCACGGCCGCCGACCCUUGGAGCCUCGACGGGUUCCAGCACGUGCUCGACGCAUCCUUUGGUAUGGACGCUUAG
Messenger RNA from Fonsecaea monophora, 2079 nucleotides. RefSeq lists its product as hypothetical. Gene Ontology annotation, biological process: DNA-templated transcription. Bases 1 to 2079 code for a protein of 692 amino acids. Gene Ontology annotation, molecular function: DNA binding; zinc ion binding. The record is from RefSeq and is a predicted model, not a curated record. NCBI's taxonomy places the organism in Eukaryota, Fungi, Ascomycota, Eurotiomycetes, Chaetothyriales, Herpotrichiellaceae. The transcript is spliced from 6 exons.